Meriones unguiculatus (Mongolian gerbil) is the source of this 1914-nucleotide messenger RNA. It is a transcript of the gene Sfrp5, whose product is annotated as secreted frizzled related protein 5. The coding region runs from base 247 to 1191 and encodes 314 amino acids. The transcript is spliced from 3 exons. Gene Ontology annotation, biological process: non-canonical Wnt signaling pathway; negative regulation of canonical Wnt signaling pathway; canonical Wnt signaling pathway. Gene Ontology annotation, molecular function: Wnt-protein binding. NCBI's taxonomy places the organism in Eukaryota, Metazoa, Chordata, Mammalia, Rodentia, Muridae. The record is from RefSeq and is a predicted model, not a curated record.
GGUGGGGGUGGGAGGUGAGGGGGGCCAGCGGCUGCAGAUUGGCUAGGGCACAGCGAAGUCUGGGCUGGAGCCCCGAGGUGGGAGGCGCCUGGAUCACUCCGGAGCGGAGCAGAGGAGCAGAGACUGCCACCUACUUGGCCGACCCGAGCAGAGGCGACGGCUGCAGGGAGCAUCCCGGCCGGGGCGCACGCGGGGCAGCCGGGCGCCAAGCACCGGAGCCGUCGGGGCGGGCGGCACCAUCCAGCCAUGCGGGUAACGGGGGCGGCGCGGACGGCCGCGCUGGCGCUGCUGCUCGGGGCGCUUCACGGGGUGCCGGCGCGCGGCCAGGAGUACGACUACUACGGUUGGCAGGCCGAGCCGCUGCACGGCCGCUCCUACUCCAAGCCCCCGCAGUGCCUCGACAUCCCCGCCGACCUGCCGCUCUGCCACACGGUGGGCUACAAGCGCAUGCGGCUGCCCAACCUGCUGGAGCACGAGAGCCUGGCGGAGGUGAAGCAGCAGGCCAGCAGCUGGCUGCCGCUGCUGGCCAAGCGCUGCCACUCAGACACCCAAGUCUUCCUCUGCUCGCUCUUCGCGCCCGUCUGCUUGGACCGGCCCAUCUACCCGUGCCGCUCGCUGUGCGAGGCCGUGCGCGCGGGGUGCGCGCCGCUCAUGGAGGCCUACGGCUUCCCCUGGCCCGAGAUGCUCCACUGCCACAAGUUUCCCCUGGACAACGACCUCUGCAUCGCGGUGCAGUUUGGGCACCUGCCUGCCACCCCGCCUCCAGUGACCAAGAUCUGUGCCCAGUGCGAGAUAGAGCACAGUGCUGACGGCCUCAUGGAGCAGAUGUGCUCCAGCGACUUUGUGGUCAAGAUGCGCAUUAAGGAGAUCAAGAUAGACAAUGGGGACCGGAAGUUGAUUGGAGCCCAGAAGAAGAAGAAGCUGCUCAAGGCAGGCCCCUUAAAGCGCAAGGACACCAAGAAGCUGGUCCUGCACAUGAAGAACGGAGCAAGUUGCCCCUGCCCGCAGCUAGACAACCUGACAGGCAGCUUCCUGGUCAUGGGCCGCAAAGUGGAGGGACAGCUGCUGCUCAUGGCCGUCUACCGCUGGGACAAGAAGAAUAAGGAAAUGAAGUUUGCAGUCAAAUUCAUGUUCUCGUAUCCCUGUUCCCUCUACUACCCUUUCUUCUAUGGGGCAGCUGAACCCCACUGAAGGACCCUCCCCUUGCCUCAGCCAGCCAGCUGUGCCUUGCCUUGCCCUCUGUCCCUGCCCACCUGGCCUCACCCCCAUUCCCAGGCUGACCCAGGCCUGACAAGGAUGGCUUCACGCAGCUACUAUUGGCACAGGCUCCAAAGGUUAGGCAUGGGGCUACCCUCCUUGACUGAAGGGUUCUGGAAUCCUGGGGUCUGUCGGGGAGGGAGGGGGCUCUCUCAGGAGAAGGACAUUCUCUUCUGGAGAAAGCCCUAGUGUCUGAGAAAGCAGGCAGAGGAGAAGAAUGUGAAGGAAGGUUGCAGGGCCUCCCGCAGCCUGGGAAGAGACUUUCUAGAAAGAAUAGUGGGUCUCACUAUUAAGAGGGACCAGUGCUUAAAGGACAGCCUUCCUCCCCCACUGGCUCUUUAUGUGUUGUCAAAGACCUCCAAAGAGCAAGAGUCAAGGCCUCCAUGUCCUCCAGCCGCACCCACUCUUCAUCUGGAGCCCUGCUCCACUGGAGCACAGGCUCAGCGGCUUCUGCAGACACUCUCAUACAGGCUUGCUUCCUGGCUCUCGCUCAGCCUCCCUCACCCUGGGUCCCAGCGAUGAUAAAUUAUUGCUACCGCUGUGAGGCUGCUGGUUCUAGACAACAGGUUUGGUUCUUAAUUUUUUUUUAUUUUUAUUUUUAUUUUUUAGUUUUUAAUUAAAUAAAAGAAAACAACGGUUGCUUUGGACCGGGUAAUU